AAAGUGGGAAGAGCGUUUUGUCCCUACAUUGCCUGUAAAAAAUUUCUGCUGUGUAUAUCUUUUAGGGUGCCCUCCAGAUGUGGGUUUAUGUAGGGUUUUAGGGAAUUUUAUACCCAUAAAAAAAAAAAAAAAAGGGUGGGGCGGGUUACGAAAUAAGUGUGCUUAUACAGCAAUGCUGGUUUUGGUCGUUUGUGUGUGAUGAUGAUGCUGUGCAAUUACGAAACGAGCGAAAACGUGUUGAAUGCUCCAAAAUUUCCUCCUUUUCUUGGCCUUUUCAUUGGAAUGUGAGCGGUAGAUCUUGAGACGAGCGCCUGUCAUAUUACUAUUGUCCAUAUUUAUAUAAGGGGGAAGGUCUUCAGACCCCCUCAUUCGUCGGCAGUAGAAGCUCCUUCCCUCUCUGAACUUUCUUCUUCUGCAUCCUCACAUUUCCCACCCUCCCCCCUUUUCUCCUCUUCCCUGCCUCUUCACUGUCUCCAUUAUUCUGUCCCUAUCACCAGUCUUUCUGUGAAGACCAAAACCCAGCAAGAAUCACAAGGCCAUCAAAUAACAGAUAAAGAUGGUGAAGAUCUGCUGCAUUGGAGCCGGCUAUGUUGGGGGACCAACCAUGGCUGUGAUUGCGUUGAAGUGCUCAUCAAUUGAAGUGGCUGUUGUAGAUAUUUCUACAUCCCGGAUAAAUGCCUGGAAUAGUGAUCAGCUGCCAAUCUAUGAGCCGGGUCUUGAUGAUGUGGUGAAGCAGUGCAGAGGAAAGAACCUCUUUUUCAGCACUGAUGUUGAGAAACAUGUGUCUCAGGCAGAUAUAGUCUUUGUUUCAGUUAACACACCAACAAAAACACAGGGCCUUGGAGCUGGCAAAGCAGCCGAUCUGACUUACUGGGAGAGUGCUGCUCGAAUGAUUGCUGAUGUAUCGAAGUCUGAUAAAAUUGUUGUUGAGAAAUCAACUGUCCCUGUGAAAACUGCAGAAGCCAUUGAAAAAAUUCUUACCCACAACAGCAAAGGAAUUAACUUCCAAAUUCUCUCCAACCCGGAAUUUCUUGCGGAGGGAACUGCAAUUCAAGAUUUAUUCAAUCCUGACAGGGUUCUCAUUGGAGGUAGGGAGACCCCAAAGGGUCAGAAGGCAAUCCAAGCAUUAAAAGAUGUUUAUGCUCAUUGGGUCCCUGAAGAAAGAAUUAUUUGCACCAAUCUCUGGUCCGCGGAGCUCUCGAAGCUUGCUGCCAAUGCCUUCUUGGCACAGAGGAUCUCCUCUGUUAAUGCCAUGUCUGCACUGUGCGAGGCAACUGGUGCAGAUGUCACCCAAGUUUCGCAUGCUGUGGGCAAGGACACAAGAAUUGGGCCCAAGUUCCUGAAUGCCAGUGUGGGUUUCGGUGGCUCCUGUUUCCAGAAGGAUAUACUGAACUUGGUGUAUAUCUGUGAAUGCAAUGGCCUUCCAGAGGUAGCAAAUUACUGGAAACAAGUCAUUAAGGUGAAUGACUACCAGAAGACCCGGUUUGUGAACCGCAUUGUUUCCUCAAUGUUCAACACAGUCUCGGGCAAGAAGAUUGCGGUGCUAGGAUUUGCAUUCAAGAAGGACACUGGUGACACAAGGGAAACCCCGGCCAUUGAUGUUUGUAAAGGGCUUUUGGGGGACAAAGCCAGGCUGAGCAUAUAUGACCCACAGGUUUCUGAAGAGCAGAUUCAGAGAGAUCUUUCAAUGAAGAAGUUUGACUGGGACCACCCCAUUCAUCUCCAGCCGAUGAGCCCUACUGCAAUCAAACAGCUUAGCGUGGUCUGGGAUGCAUAUGAGGCAACAAAGGACGCUCAUGGGAUUUGCAUUCUGACCGAGUGGGACGAGUUCAAGUCGCUUGAUUACCAGAGGAUUUAUGAUAAUAUGCAGAAGCCUGCAUUUGUGUUCGAUGGUCGAAAUGUUGUGGAUGCAGAGAAGUUGAGGAAAAUUGGGUUUAUUGUUUACUCCAUUGGAAAGCCCUUGGAUGCAUGGCUCAAGGACAUGCCUGCUGUGGCAUAAAGACUGAGGAUCAGUUUUGGGUGCUGCCCUUGCCAUGAUGAGUUUAGAACUGAUAUGAGAGAAUGUUUUAUUUUAUUUUAUUUUAUUUUAUUUUAUAAUGUUGCCUUUUUUUUUUAGUUUCUGAAUUAUGUUGUUCCUACAGUUUGCCCUGCUUUGGUGCCAGGGUGCAGUAGUGUCUGAAUCUGUCUUUAGUUAGCAGACAACCUUAAUAUGUUAUUUCUUGGUUUAAUAUAAUAAAUCAGAAUGCAGGAAAGUUUCAAAUCAAA
This is a messenger RNA of Malania oleifera, 2265 nucleotides long. RefSeq names its product UDP-glucose 6-dehydrogenase 1. The transcript is spliced from 2 exons. Gene Ontology annotation, molecular function: UDP-glucose 6-dehydrogenase activity; NAD binding. Gene Ontology annotation, cellular component: nucleus; cytosol. Lineage: Eukaryota; Viridiplantae; Streptophyta; Magnoliopsida; Santalales; Ximeniaceae. The record is from RefSeq and is a predicted model, not a curated record. Gene Ontology annotation, biological process: glycosaminoglycan biosynthetic process. The coding region runs from base 557 to 1999 and encodes 480 amino acids.